Molecule: messenger RNA, 1865 nt
Organism: Falco peregrinus (peregrine falcon)
Lineage: Eukaryota; Metazoa; Chordata; Aves; Falconiformes; Falconidae
Gene: HARBI1
Product: harbinger transposase derived 1
Exons: 2
Coding region: 394-1440 (348 amino acids)
Source: RefSeq, a predicted model, not a curated record
CUGCCUGCCGGCGGGAAGGGCCCGGCGGGGCGGCUCCGCUGUCCCCGCAGCGCGCCGGGGGGCGGCGAGGGGCAGGGCCCGGGGGCACCGGGCUGCCGGCGGGCCGUGGCUCCGCGGGGCCCGGGGCCGGCUCCCCAGCCCGGGCAGGCCCCGGCAGCGGCAGGCCCGCUCCCGCCAGGCAGGGCCGCAGGGCUGUCGGCGCCGCAGCGAGCCCUGGCCGGGCUGAGCAGCAGGUACAGAGAGAUAGAAAGAGACGUGCUGGGGAACGUGCGGGGAGCGGGGAGGCUGCCCGGUGCAAACCGCGCUGAGUGAGGCUCCUCCCUUGGCUUGGCGCAGGCGAAGGCGCGGGGCAAGCCGUGUAACGGGGGCUCCACGGGCCCCCGGCCCCUCGCCAUGGCCGUACCUAUCGCCGUUCUGGACUGCGACCUCUUGCUCUACGGCCGCGGACACAGGACUUUGGAUCGCUUCAAGCUGGAGGAUGUCACUGAUGAGUAUUUAGUAUCCACGUAUGGCUUUCCCCGACAGUUCAUUUACUACCUGGUGGAUCUGCUGGGAGCCAGUCUUUCUCGCCCUACACAGCGGUCCAGGGCCAUCAGUCCGGAGACGCAGAUACUUGCUGCCUUGGGUUUCUACACCUCCGGCUCCUUCCAGACUCGCAUGGGGGAUGCUAUUGGCAUUAGUCAAGCCUCCAUGAGCCGCUGCGUUGCCAAUGUAACCGAGGCGCUGGUGGAAAGAGCCUCCCAGUUUAUUCACUUUCCUGAGGAUGAAGCUACCGUCCAGAGCCUGAAGGAUGACUUUUAUGGGCUGGCAGGCAUGCCGGGAGUGCUGGGGGUGGUGGACUGCACCCACGUGGCAAUCAAAGCGCCAAAUGCUGAGGACCUGUCCUACGUGAACCGAAAGGGUCUCCACUCUCUGAACUGCCUGAUGGUGUGUGAUGCCAGAGGAGUCCUCCUGAGUGCAGAAACACACUGGCCAGGCAGCCUGCCCGACUGCACGGUGUUACAGCAGGCGGCCCUCACAAGCCAGUUUGAAACAGAGCUACAUAAAAAUGGCUGGCUGCUUGGUGACAGCUCCUUCUUUCUCCGAACGUGGUUGAUGACCCCGCUGCAUAUCCCUGAGACACCAGCUGAGUAUCGUUACAACAUGGCACAUUCUGCCACUCACAAUGUCAUCGAGCAGACAUUCAGAACCAUUCGGUCACGUUUCCGCUGCCUGGAUGGGUCCAAAGGCACCCUGCAGUAUUCUCCAGAGAAAUCCAGCCACAUCAUUCUGGCCUGCUGUGUGCUUCAUAACAUCUCCCUGGAACACGGGUUGGAUGUGUGGUCUUCACCGGCCACAGGACACAUGGAACAACCAGAAGAAGAGUACGAGCAAAUGGAAUCAAUGGACUCAGAAGCCUGUCGUAUUCGUCAGGAGCUUUUACUUACUCAUUUUAGCUAAUGUUGUGACAGAGAGAAAGCUUCUGACGGUUCAUCUGGGAGGAUAUAUGGAGCAAAUAUGCCCCUUCCUCUUCUUUAAGUUUGUAAAGACUAAGGAGAAAUUUUACCCUCUUCAUUUCAGGCGGUAUUCUGAACUUCUCUCAAUCUCUCCAGAGAUGCAAUUUAAUAGCUAAAUUUUUACUGUCAUGAUGCUUAGAAACUCCCCUUUCUCCUGACUUGGAGAGCAAUGUCUAAUGUGAGAGCAGCGGAGAAACUUGGGAAAUUGAGAAUGAUGUAAAGCCUGUAAAGCCUUGCACUGUUUUACAAAGCAACAAUUCUUUGCCACUUGGUAACCCAAGCCACUUAUGAUUGACUUUUAAACAGUAAUUCACACAAAUUAAACUUCCUUGUGGGCUCAUGCUAUGAAUUCAUGAGCAGCAAAGCAAA